GGUAACGCCGCGCCUCGUUGCUCUGCCUUAUAAACUCUAUUUUAAACGAUUUACGUGCUCGAAACACAUCCAGAACUGCGUCGUUAUUUUAUUAAAGAUGCCAGGCGGUGGUGUAACAGUCAAAGACGUCAACCAGCAGGAGUUUGUCCGGGCGCUGGCAGCCUUCCUGAAGAAGUCAGGAAAGCUGAAGGUGCCAGACUGGGUUGACAUUGUCAAGCUGGCCAAGCACAAGGAGCUGGCCCCCUGCGAUGACAACUGGUUCUACAUUAGAGCUGCCUCCACAAUCCGUCACCUUUACAUGCGUAGUGGUGUCGGCGUGGGCUCCAUGAUCAAGGUCUACGGCGGCCGUAAAAGGAACGGAGUGUGCCCCUCUCACUUCAGCGUGGGCUCCAAGAACGUUGCCCGCAAAGUGCUUCAGGCCCUGGAAGCCCUCAAGAUGUUGGAGAAGGACCCCAAUGGUGGGCGCAGACUGACUCCACAGGGCACCAGGGACCUUGACAGAAUCGCUGGUCAGGUUGCAGCUGCAAGCAAGAAGUCUUGAAAUGUAAAAUAAAGUUUGUGAAAUCCAAA
Messenger RNA from Astyanax mexicanus (Mexican tetra), 570 nucleotides. RefSeq names its product ribosomal protein S19 (gene rps19). The coding region runs from base 98 to 541 and encodes 147 amino acids. Gene Ontology annotation, biological process: ribosomal small subunit assembly; translation. The record is from RefSeq and is a predicted model, not a curated record. Gene Ontology annotation, molecular function: structural constituent of ribosome; RNA binding. The transcript is spliced from 6 exons. Lineage: Eukaryota; Metazoa; Chordata; Actinopteri; Characiformes; Acestrorhamphidae. Gene Ontology annotation, cellular component: ribosome; cytosolic small ribosomal subunit.